UUCAAGAUGUCAAGGCAUUAUGUGUCGGUUCUUCUCCUGGUUUGUAUCACACAAGCAUGCUUGGCCUUCGUCCCGAGCUGGACUGCGACGUUCAGGUCUUCACGCUUGCAGCCCCCUGCUUCCACGCCUGCGGCGGCGACGUGUUCGCUCUCGCAGCCCUCUGGUGCGAUCUGCACUGUGUUCGGGGCGUGUGGCACUUGUGGGGCGCAAAUGUUUUACCCGGUGCGAGGGAUGACGGGCUUGAGCGCGAUGAGCGAGGGCGACGAGGAGGAGGGUGGUGGCGAUCAUCAUGCGCGAGAAGCUGCCGAUCGCCUUCCGGCGGCGGACGAGAUCCGUGCGGUCCAGGAUGAGAUCCGUGGUGUAGAGCGCAAGAUCGAGGAUGCAGAGGAGGAGACGGCAGAGGUUGUCAAGAAGAUUGAUGAUAUUGAGGCUGCUAUUGCUGGGGGCGCCAGGUACCUCGGAAUGACCGACCCCGAAGCCCUCUUGAAGCAACUAGAGCAACUACGCAGGAAGGAGGAGCAUCUACGCAGGAAGGAGGAGCAGCUACGCAGGAAGGAGGAGCAACUACGCAGGAAGGAGGAGCAGCUCCGCGAGCUCCUUUUGAAGACGGAGGACCGGCUCUCCAGGAGUGAGCAGUUUCGUGCCAACAACGCCCCCGCAGAUCAGGCGAGUGCGUUGCAGGCGCCAAAUGGAAGGUAG
This is a messenger RNA of Ectocarpus siliculosus, 699 nucleotides long. The record is from the annotation of a GenBank genome assembly. Lineage: Eukaryota; Phaeophyceae; Ectocarpales; Ectocarpaceae.